Molecule: messenger RNA, 952 nt
Organism: Aspergillus ochraceoroseus IBT 24754
Lineage: Eukaryota; Fungi; Ascomycota; Eurotiomycetes; Eurotiales; Aspergillaceae
Product: SelT/SelW/SelH family protein
Exons: 3
Coding region: 180-752 (190 amino acids)
Source: RefSeq, a predicted model, not a curated record
AUUUUCUGUAACCUCCAUUCACUGUUCUCUCGAGUCUCCCAAAGAAAUAUCGAAUCCGCUGACAUCAUCAUCCCCCCUCCACUUUUCUGUCUCGAUCUUUACUUUACUUGACGCUUUCCACAUACCUACAUACCUACAUACAUACAUACAUAUAUAUAUAUACAUAUAUAUAUUGAAAAAUGUCCAACCAACCCACCACCACCACCACCUCCCCGCCUAUUGGUCCAGGUCCAGGUCCAGGUCCAGUUCCAGCCCCGGCACCAGCACCAGAUUCCAUCAUCGUCUUCCCCAGAAUCGUAAUCAAAUACUGCACCCAGUGCAAAUGGAUGCUGAGAGCUGCCUACUACGCCCAGGAAAUCCUCUCCACGUUCGGGACUGGGAUCGGGGAAGUUGCCCUGGUGCCCACGACGGGCGGGAUCUUCAGCGUGGCGAUUGUGCAAUCUUCUAGUUCUGGAGCUGGAGCUGGAUCUAGUUCUGGAUCUGGAUCUGGAUCUGGAUCUGGGGACCGGGUUUCCGAUGGGGAGACAAGGGAAACGGAAACCUUGCUUUGGGAUCGGAAGAGGGAUGGAGGGUUUCCUGAGGUCAAGGUUUUGAAAUCGAGGGUUCGUAAUGUCGUUGAUCCGUCGAGGGACUUGGGGCAUACAGAUCGUGCGUUGAGGGCUGCAGCAGCUACAGCUACAGCUACAGCUACUCCUGCCCCUGCUUCGACUUUGGACCCUGUGGACAACCAAACUUGUCAAGAUUGUCAGUAGAACAGUAUAGAGAAGAUAUAUAUCACUUCAUUGCCAUCGUUUGUGGAUAUAUGCCAUAUCGAACAAGAUUGUAGACCCAGGUUUUAAAAUUGCCAAACAUCGGCCUCAAAACGCCUACCCACACGCCCCGACUCUAAAUUUCCCCGGUCCCAGAGCCAGCCUCCAUGAAACUUUGAAACCAAGACAAGAAAUGCAAAUCA